Durusdinium trenchii is the source of this 1074-nucleotide messenger RNA. NCBI's taxonomy places the organism in Eukaryota, Dinophyceae, Suessiales, Symbiodiniaceae. The record is from the annotation of a GenBank genome assembly.
AUGAUUUUGGACACAAUCUGCCUAGAUGCGAUCCUGAACCUUCCUAAGCGGGGGUUGGAUUUCGCCCUACAGCUGGCCGCGUACACGAAACUCCAGGAGCAGUGCGACCGCUUUGAGAACCAGGUGGCCCACGCCCUCGCCCAGACGGAGGUCUUGGAGACUCAGGUCACCGAGGCCACCAGGGGGAAGGUCAUCGAACAGCAGAAGGAGGCCUUCGCCAGGCAGCGCUUGGAGCAGACGCGCGCGCGGAAGGACCAGCUCGCCCAGCGACUGGAUGAACGGCGACGGCAGUGCCAGGAGGUGGAAACAGAGACCUUGAAACUGAAGGUACUGAAGACUGAUGAAGAUGAUGUUGAGGUUCGCCGCCCUCGCGUCGCGCUGCUGCUGCUGCUGCUGCUUCAGGACCUGCAUUCUACAGAGCCCUUGGAUGAGUGGCCAAAGCUGCGUGUGCUUGCAGUGGACGAAAGCAACGAAACUGGAAAACUACAAGUUGUGCCAUUGUUGCGUGCCCGGUGGGCAUGUGAGAAAGCGCUGGACGCUUUACGCAAGAAACCCAUGCGCUUGGGGAUCGAUGUCUUGGGCGCAUUAGCAUGUCCGUUGGAUCGCAUUGAGCAGGAAAUGUGGCGGCUCCACUGUGCUAUGACAUGCAGUGGCGCGAGUGUGAAGGAGUUGCAAUGCCUGCGCCGCUUGGCGCGGCGUUACCACGUGCAGGUUUCAGGUGUGGGGAAGCACUUGAACCUGCGCUUAUUUCCUGAAGCACACACGCAUGUCGACGGCGAAUGCAUAUGUGAUGUGCGCUCAGUCUUGGAGUUUGGAAUUGAAUCCGGCGACCGAUUUUAUGAUCGUGAAAUUGACCGCGUGCUGAUCACGCAAGUAGAGUGCGGGACGGUGCUGAUGCUCUGGGCCUUUCGUGCGCCCGUUAAAGCGGAGUGGUUGAUGGCACCCUUCGCGCGCCUACGAGGUGUGGCGGUGGAGGCGUGGCCUCACGAUGUGGAGAGCUGCGCCAGCUGGCGGCUGGGGGAAGUCCAUCGCACUCCAAGCGGCUGCGUAAAGGAAGAUGUGUUCAGCGUAUAG